AUGGGAUUCAGAGUGAAAGUGUGACAAAACGCCGGCGCCUUGAACCGAAGCCGUGUCCUUGGUGGAAGCGAAGAUGUGUUUACAAGCCCCGGGAGAGGCCGUCACGACAAAUGAGAAAUGAAUAAACUCGCAUCCUGAAGCUAUAUAAAGUACAAGUAAUUCGACAUGAGUUAGUUUUGUUUACAAUUGGCCUCGCAGAUACACAGAAUACUUACUGUUAGCUGAUCAUCAGCAGUCCAUAACUUUUCGAUUAUAGUGAAGAAGAAAUAAUUUCUGAAGAUGUGCACUUCGUUAUUGGCGAUUUGGACCAGCGUGUUCCUUUUGAGCCUCUGCCUGACUCUCACCGCCGCCUGGCUUCCAUUCUUCGGGGAGGAGAUUCACAAGCAUCUAGAUCUAGAGAGCCAUCACCGGGAGUGGGACAUUCUGGAGCUCCUCAGCAUCAACGGCUCCCAAACAGGUGUGUCCGCAGCGCGAGGACCCAUACCUGACACACCGGCAUGGAGGCUUCGAGCCGUGUACGACAACAUUCAAAUAGAACCAGCCAUCGUUCCAAAAAUUGCUUCAACGCUGCACGACGAGGUCACUUUUUAUUUUGUCUACAAGCAACACAAGAAGACACUCGGUUCUCUCCUUUCUAUAAACUUACCUGGCAGGAUCAAACCUUGGUUACAAGUGAUCUCCAACUUGAAGACUCAGCGCCUCAAUUUCUUCUACCAUGUCAAGGAGGACGCCAAAACUCACCAGGCGUCGUUCGAGCUUCCAGAGAAGGUGGGCUGGACGUGGACGCGGAUCCUGGUGAGCGUGAAGCAGACGCAGGUGCGAAUCUGGAUCAACUGCGCCGACUACGACAAGCAGAAGCUGGCCGGCCACAUUGACUUGGAGAUCCCCGCGGGGGGCCUCAUAUACUUCCGCCAGGAGCCCGGACUGAAAAACAAACUUAUAUGUAACAUCCAGAUGGCUAAGAUCCUGAACUACAGCGUCAACGACCGCGUGUGGAAGUGCACCUAUGAUGCUCAGUUUGGCCCCAGCUGGCGUCCCUCCUCUUCUCGGUUGAUCAACUGGGCAUCAGCCCUUCCUUGUUCUGGCCGCAGCACGCCGGCUUGCAACGCUCACAUCUCGUUCUGUUUGCAAUGUGACCUCCAUCCUAAAUUUAUGCUCUUUUUUCCCCUCUUGACCUUUCUGUGGAUACAUUUUAUGCCCUUGCUCUCUUUCUCUCAGCUCACCCGGAGGUAAAUUUAAUUUUUUUUUUCAUCUACCUAGCAUUGCUUAGAUGUUGAUUCAUCGUUAUAUCCCAAAUAUAUGCAAACUAACUACAUUAAUACCACUAAAAUUAUGCAGUACAUAUCACUUUUUGAGACGGAGGUUUUUGCUGCAAAAGAGAGCUUAAUCACAAGAGAGUUUUACAGGCUAAGGAGCUUUUCAAGUACAGAAAACGACAAAACAGAAUGGCGAACUCAGCAAAAUCUCAAGAAAAAAUACGUAUAUCAUAAGAUAAUAAGAUUAAGGUUUCAUACCAAUUAUCGAAUCAUUAAUAAAAAUCAAGUCUGGCAUAGUAUGACUUUUUCUAUUUCUUGGUAUACAUGUGUUCUUCAAUGAAUAACUGAAUAGAGAAUGUACACACACACACACACACACACACAC
Molecule: messenger RNA, 1641 nt
Organism: Penaeus monodon (black tiger shrimp)
Lineage: Eukaryota; Metazoa; Arthropoda; Malacostraca; Decapoda; Penaeidae
Exons: 7
Coding region: 280-1233 (317 amino acids)
Source: RefSeq, a predicted model, not a curated record